Molecule: messenger RNA, 1940 nt
Organism: Chlamydomonas reinhardtii
Lineage: Eukaryota; Viridiplantae; Chlorophyta; Chlorophyceae; Chlamydomonadales; Chlamydomonadaceae
Exons: 8
Coding region: 283-1449 (388 amino acids)
Source: RefSeq, a predicted model, not a curated record
CAGCAUAAGAAAACACGGGUCAACACUCUCGACCGACCAGUGCUUGACUAGAGUUGCCACGCGUCGACCUUCUUUGCUUUGCGCAUAUAUUUGUCGAGCUGCAUCACAAAAAUGUUACUUAAAACAUGUAACGGCCUCCAUGCGGCCGGACCCCGCAAGCGACGCGAAAUUGCAUGCGGCGCUGCGAAGGGCGCCAAGGGCGCCAAGCCCAAAACAGCAGGGAAAGGAUUUGGGUCGGGCACGCAAGCCACUUCGCCGGUGCCGCUAGCGAAACGGAAGGGAAUGGCGGUGCAGUGGCUGGACGACCUCGAGCCAAUCGUGUUGGAGCCCAACUCCGACAUCGGCCCCAACACCCGCGACAAAAUGCUGUACUAUAUGAACCUAACGGAGGAGCUGUGUGGUCGCACGCCCAAACUCCUGGACUGGGCCUGGGCCAAAGCCAUGGAGGAGCGGCAGCGUGAGGCCCUGGCCAGCCCCGUGCUGCUGCUACAGCCCGACAGCAGCAGUAGCAGCAACAACAAUGGCAGUAGCAGCAACAGCGGCAGUAGCAGCGGGUCUCAGGGGCAGCAAGGGCAGGGAGGCACUGCGGUGCAUCUGUUGGACGUGACGCAUGACGACUUCGCGAACCCGGCGCUGCUGGCGGCGGUGUGGCGGCAGCUGCAGCCAGAUGCCGUGGCACUGGACGUGCAGGCGCCCUACAUCAAGUCCUUCACCCGUAUGGCCAAGGCCCUUCCGCCCGGUCUGAUGGACAAGCUCACUUCCGCGCCCCUGACCUCGCUUUCCGCGGCCCUCAACCAUGGCGACGAUUUUGAUCGGCUGCGCUGGCACCACGCCAUCCUGUCUGUGAGCAGCUCGGGUGGAUCACCCAUCGACUUGGACGAGGCGACCCUAGUCAACGUGUUCGCAAACAGGGACCUGCACCUGAGUGAGCCGAUCGCGGCGGCGGCGCUGGCGGCGGCGGCGGGCCCUGGAUCCAACGUGAUGGUGCACGGGGUAGACGUGGAGGACGACGCCAUGCUCAGCGCCCUGGAUGAGGAUGAGUUCUGGAGCGACGCCGACACCGCCGGCUACCACAAGCGGCUGAUGGCGGCGGCGGAGCCACAGCUGCGCGCGGCCGUCAACACCUGGCUGCAGGGCAUUCCCUCUGGCACCACCGCCACCCUGCCCCGCCAGCGCUUCGUGCUCACGCGGCUGGAGGCGGCGCUCACCCCCGACCAGCAGCGGGCGUUCCAGGCGGCCGACGUGGAGUGGCGGCGCGGCCACAAGGAGCCGCGGGUGCGCGAGCAGCAGGCGCUGCGGGAGCAGCAGGCGGCGCACAUGGCGGCCCGGAUUGCGGACGUGGCGGCGGGGCGGAUAGGCGGCCGCCGCUGCAGCCGCGUGCUGGCGGUGCUGGGGGGCGGGCACGCGGCGCGGGUGCGGGCGCUGCUGCAGGCGCAGCAGGCGCGGUAGAAUACGGGGGGCGCAGGUGUGGGGGUGCGAUGGGGGAGGGGUUGGACUAACGGGUUGGGUCGUUGGAGUGGAGCGGUAGCAGGGGUGGUGGCAGGCGCAGCGUUUAGGACGGACGAAAGGGCGUCGGCCGUGGGGUUCAGCCGUUCAGGACUUCGGGCCGGUGGCGGGUGGCAGAGCAUGCUUCAGACACGAAGGCAGGGGCAGGGGCAGGGGCAAGCACAGGUGGCUGCAAAGUGCCGUAGUAGGAAUUAAUAGCUACGAGCCUGCGACGCUGCGUGCGUAUCAGGUUUGCCUCAAUGGCCUGGGACAGGAACUCAGGAAGAUUCGGGACAGCGCCUGCUCAAAAGCCCAGGAGCCGGGCCGAGCUGAAGCACUGCGCCUUCUCGAAAGCCCGGAAAGCACAGCAGCAUUGGGUUGAGGCAAACCCAGCUCGGCCAACUGGCAGCUGCUGAGCUGACGUCUGUCGAGCAGGGGUGUAAGGGCGUGGAGCA